Molecule: messenger RNA, 1277 nt
Organism: Salvia hispanica
Lineage: Eukaryota; Viridiplantae; Streptophyta; Magnoliopsida; Lamiales; Lamiaceae
Product: putative 2-oxoglutarate-dependent dioxygenase AOP1
Source: RefSeq, a predicted model, not a curated record
AUUAUACCAUAACCACGACCAAGAUCAUUUGAGUUUUCCUACAAGAAGAGAGCUACAUAGGUAUUUAUUCAUAAAAAUGAGUGGUGUAAGCAUGAAGCUUCCUUUGAUUGAUUUGAGCAACCUAGGAGAAAAUGAUUCUCCAAGGUGGGAAUCAACCAAAAUCCAAAUUCGAGAAGCCCUUCAAGAAUAUGGGUGUUUUGAAGCUACAUUCAGUAACAUUCCUCUUGAGUUGAGGAAAUCAAUUGGUGAUGGGAUUCAACAAAUUUUAGAUCUCCCUUUAGCCAUCAAAGAACUUAACAAAAAUUCACACAGACCUUUACAUGGCUAUGUUGGCCAUAAUCAUUCCGGUCCACUUAUAGAAAGUAUCGGCAUCGAUGGCGCCCUCUCGCCUCACGUAGUCGACACCUUCACCAACCUCAUGUGGCCUGAUCAAGGCAAUCCCACUUUCAGCAAAGAUUUACAAUUAUAUUGUAAGAAACUGUCUGAAAUGGACAAGAUUGUGAGGCGGAUGGUGUUGGAGAGUCUUGGAUUGGAAAAAUACAUAGACGAACACUUCAACUCCACGGAUUACCUCUUUCGUUUCCAGAAGUACGACCCACCUCGAACGCCUCACUCAACGCUCGCAUUACGUGACCAUAUAGACAAGAACUUCAUCACCACAAUACAUGAGUUCAGUCAUGUUAAGGGUUUGCAGAUUCUUACCAAAGAUGGCAAAACUUGGAUCCCUGGAGAUACAACAUCACUCGAUUCAUUCGUUGUCCUAGUCGCGACCUGUCUCCAAGCAUGGACAAACGGGCGACUGCAUGCUCCAAUCCACAAGGUGGUGCUGAGCGGGGAUGAAACUCGAUACACUAGCGGUAUGUUUAUUGUUGCGAAAGAAGACGGGUGCGUGAUUAAGACUCCGGAAGAGUUGGUGGAUGAAGAUCACCCUUUGCUCUACAAGCCUUUUGAUUACUAUAAGUUCAAUGAUUUUACCCUCACAGAUGCUGGUAGGGCUUCGAUUGAUGCUCUCAAGGAAUAUUGUGGAGCCUAAAUUUCCAUUAUUAUCAGCUUAUAUGUCUGCUUGUUUGGGUGUUUAAUUUUUUGUUAAUUUACUGCUAUAAUAAUAGAAGCUUCUGAUGCUUCAAAUAAUUGUGAUAGAUAAGCUCAUUUCCGGGUUUUCUUUAUUGGUUCUUUCCCGGAUCGCGAAAUAAGAGUCGAACCGCAUAUUAGAUAGAUAUAUAUAUUUGGAGUUUGUAUUCAUUCAUAAUAUUGAAAUACAUCCUCUUACUCUCCAA